Bactrocera tryoni is the source of this 3592-nucleotide messenger RNA. RefSeq names its product meckelin. Gene Ontology annotation, biological process: cilium assembly. Lineage: Eukaryota; Metazoa; Arthropoda; Insecta; Diptera; Tephritidae. Bases 101 to 3172 code for a protein of 1023 amino acids. The record is from RefSeq and is a predicted model, not a curated record. Gene Ontology annotation, cellular component: ciliary transition zone; MKS complex. The transcript is spliced from 9 exons.
CGGAUAAAGUGACAACUGUUGUAGUUUGAAAAGUCAGAAUAUUCUAAUUUGUAAACAAACAAGUGCUGUUAUUGCAGUAAAUCAGUAGAAUUUAAAUAAAAUGUGGGUUUUCGUAAAACAGUGCUUCCUUUGCGUAAACGUGUUCUUCCAAGUAUUGGCAGUUUUCGCUUCUGGACACGGAAACGCCCAGACCACAUUAUUAUUAGCCAAUUCAAGUCACACCACAUACAGUUUCCAUCAAAUCAGCGAGUGUAAAUAUAAUGAAUUUUAUGAUUUGGACACAUUUUCGUGUGUUGCCUGUGGCAAGGAGGACGAAAACUUGCAAUCAACGCCAGAUAAGUUCUCCUGCGAGUGCGCUGCCAAUUAUGUGACUAUUGCGCUCUACGACACGCAACAACAGAAUCCGUUAUGUGCAGAGAAGUGCUCAGACAUAUUAACCACCGACAAAGAUUGUCAAGUUGUAACAGCUAAUACCAGUAGAACACAUUGUGAAUUGAAAUUAGUUAACUUUACUGACCCCAUCAACGACUUCGCGCUGCGAUCGGUUGCCUCAACGAGGCCAAUCCGCUUAACACCAGCCGUCAUCCACGCGAAUGGUAUUUGUAAUAUUUGCGAUUUGAAAUAUAACUACCGUUAUCUGGAUUACUGUAUUGCGAAUGCGGUGCUCAAGCCAUAUUUGAAAUACAACUCCUUUUGGCAAUCGACCAGCGCUAACGCCGUACACUUCGGCGACUUAAAGUUCGUGGUCUUCUUCUGUUUGGCUCUACGCAAUAACACUGCCUGCAGUCAGCUGGCGAAUCUUUGUAUAAUGUCCCACUACUCGGCGGAUAAAAAUUCACCUUGCAGUGCGUUUCUGCUAACACAAGUCUCCGAUGUGGCCAUCAAGUAUGCCAGCAUGGACGAGCACUUGCAGGCGACGAAGCCGUCGUUGUUCUAUAAAAAAGGCAAAGAGACCGCCAAAAUGCUAACGGAGCCUCUGGGCGUAAGUCCGAAGCAGCUGCAACUUUUCAGCACUGCUUAUCAUUUGGACGGCAGUUUGCGGCGCUGGGGUGCAUUCAAAAUGAGUCACGUCAAUUUAUGCCAAAUGCAUGCUCAAAGCGAUGCCGCCGAUUGGAAACCGCAACAGGAAAUACAAUUUGCACGCUUCAGCAAACCGAUUCGCUGCGAAUUGACUGUGGAGAAUCUGAUUGAUUUGGCUAAAAUAUACGCAAAUAAUAACUUUUUGAGUCUAUUUUUGAAUAUUUCGCGUGAAAUGAGUCCCGAUGUGAAAAGAGUUAGUUUGCAAGCGCUGCCGAUAUUAAUUGAGGACAUAACACCUGAGAAUUUGCGUGCUCCAGCGGCAGAGUGGCAAUUGGUGAAACGGUUCCAGCUAAUCGCAGCCCAACCUCGACAUGGCCGACUCCAUGAUCAGCAGUCGAAAUAUGAAGACGACUUUAAGCUCUCGCUUUACCGCAGCAUUAGAUAUGUGGAGUCCUUCGAAAUGUAUUACGAAAUUCAUGAUCGCAAUCAGAUUGGUAUACCGCUAGUGAAGCUGCGCUAUCGGCAUGUUGACUUGAGCGCCAAUGCAACACUGAAUGCUGUGCAUCCAUUUAAAUUGCAAAUCACUUUUGAGCGCAUCGGAGAGGCCACACAAAGAAAGUUCAUCUUUGAAGUGAUGCUGCCGGCCUUUUUAUUCAUCGCAUUAACGAUGGCUAUGCUGCAAAUGCUUAACUAUAGGAAACGCCAUAACACAUUAACAACAACAAUAGCUGCGACAACUGAAUGCUGCGCACCAUCCUCUUGCUUGCUGGAAUUCCUGGUGCACUUCAGCUCUUACGCGGCGAAUGCAGCACUGUUGUGCUUUGUACUCUACAUUCUCGUCUAUCCAGUGCAAUUUCUCACACAGCGCUCCGUUGCGAUCACAUUGCCAAUCAUUAAAGACGAUCAACGCUCAUUGGAAAUUCUAAUUUAUGCAGCCGUUCUUUUGAAGUUGAUAUUUAUUUGCGUGCAUUUUUGGCGAAUCAGCCACUUUGAUCUGUUUCUCAUUGACUGGGAGCGUCCGCGUAGUUGUGAGGCUAAUCACUUCACUUUGAAGAAUAAUCUGGAGACGUCAUCCAUGUGCUCUAGUGUGCGCACAUUUGCCACCGAAAAUAUUUCGUCGUGGCGCAUAAUUUUUAUAGCAAAUGAAUGGAUACGUUUGAGUGCGAAGCAGAAACAUUCCGCAGCCUGGCAGGGUCUAUUGGUACUCCCAUUGGUUCAGGUUUUCUUGACAGCUCGUUGGAUCCACCAAGACCUUGCGCUACAGUUGUUCUUCAUUGUUACUAUCAGCCUACUGAUCUACAUCAUUCAACUGCUACUGUGCAGUUUUGUUUUUAAUCGCAUUUUUGGUGAUCCUCUGCAAAAGUUCAUCGAUCUCUGUUCGUUGUCCAAUAUUUCUGUUUUCAUGCUAUUGGAGCAAAGCUUUGGGUUCUAUAUACAUGGCAGAUCGCCUAAUGGUUUUGCAGAUACUGACAUGUACUCCAUGCUGGCGCAGAUGCAUCGAAACUCACAGCAUCGCUGCAGUCGCAAAGGUUUAUUGGGCGAUUCGGAUCAGCAGAGUUAUAUAAUUUUGCCACCUUUGAAUUUACGAAUUUACUUUGAGAAGCUGCUGGCGCCUUAUCAACGCUCCUAUAGCAUAUCCCAAGCACAUUUUCAGAAAGAAAUCAAUACGAUCGAUGCGGCAAUGGAACGCAGCUCAGCGACUUUCAAUAAUCUAAAUCGCUUUCUGUGCGCUUUCAUAGAUCACGUAAGUGGAAAUAACGGUAGCAAAAGCGUUCGUACCAUUGUUAACGACUAUAGGAUGCGCUUUCAUUGCUUACAGGCUAUCAAGGAUAUGGAUUAUAUAAUAAAGGAGAAAACUUUCAUUGAGAAGUUCUUAAACUGCGAAUGUGAUAAUUAUUUAACGGAAAAUAAGGGUACAUUCUAUAUAGAUAAUGCAAAAUCGUUUGACCAGUUACUGCUAUACGGCAACAGUUUAAAUAUCUUCAUAAUGGAAUUGGCCUUGCUCUUAGCGCUUUAUAUGCUGACAAAUAAUCUAAUAACAGCUGUGGCAAUCGUUUAUAUACUCAAUAAGCUGCUCCAACAUAUCUACAUAAAUUGGCUACGUCAAAAUGUAACAACGAAGACUUCCAUUGAUCAACGCUUUCUAAUGUAAAGAAAAUGGUGCUUUGCCACAAAAUUACUUAUAAAAAAACGCAACUUUAGGGCAAUGCUUGUUGUACAAUUAGCAGAAAUAUUAUUAAAUUAUGUAUAUUUUGUUGGAACCUAACGAACGCGCGAUAAUCACCGCAGAAGAGUCAAACUACAGUUAUUGUUUUACAUUAAAUAUUCAGUUGUUUAUUAAUUCAUAUCUUUUUGCUUAGAAAUAGUGCAGUAGACAUUAGAUUUCAUAACAUAUCUCACAUGCAUACGCACACAAACAUAUGCAUGCAUAUGUAUUGCCUAAACUAGACCACCAUCUUCUCAUCAUAGUAAUCAACACUUCGCUUCUCAUUAGCAUCACUACUUUGCCAAUGUUUAUAAAUUAUAGGUUAACCUAUCUCUACGAUAAAAUCUACAAAGUUUAGUUAAUCAA